Messenger RNA from Dreissena polymorpha, 1500 nucleotides. Its product is annotated as receptor-type tyrosine-protein phosphatase alpha-like. The coding region runs from base 820 to 1500 and encodes 226 amino acids. The transcript is spliced from 6 exons. Lineage: Eukaryota; Metazoa; Mollusca; Bivalvia; Myida; Dreissenidae. Gene Ontology annotation, molecular function: protein tyrosine phosphatase activity. The record is from RefSeq and is a predicted model, not a curated record. Gene Ontology annotation, biological process: protein dephosphorylation.
CUACUGUAUUCUUACAAAUAGGAACAUAGACAAUAUAUUAUAGUUAAAUAAUAAGUUUACGAUUUUAAGUGAAAUAUUUAACGAAACAAGUGAACAUAACAGUAACAGAUACUACACUAUUUAAUUGCCUAUAGUUCACAUAUGUAUGACGAAAAUCCGUUUAACAAUAAAAGCGUUUACCAAUUAAAGGGAUACAACUCAAAUAUAUUUUUACACUUAUUUAAUUGAUAUCGUUAUGCUAUUACUUUCGUAAAACUAUAUGAAUAUUCACGAACGACAUGUCUUACAUGAUUUAAUAACAGUAUUUCAAAGAUAUUACUAAAUCUAUGGUUAUUUGGAUUAAUUAAACACUAUUUGAAUCAUAUCUUAAACUUAAGAUCGUUCUUAGCACAUUAUUAAUGUACAUGUGUUUGUUACAAGUGUUAUUUAGAAUUACUGUAAUGUGUUUUAGUAUAUGCAUGUUUUGCAUAUAAAACAAUUGUUUUAUCAAUCAUGGAAAUAGUAUUUUUACGAGGGAGUUUUCCACUCAUUUAAAUGAGCAGUUUCUAUCUAUUCACUACAGACAUAAAAAGUAAAACAAAAUCAAAAGUUCAACGUUCAGCUGGUGUUUGGAAACUAUUCAAGCACUAGUGACAAUUUGACGACGAAAACAUAUAAAAUAUGAAAACAUGUAAAAAUAAAAAUGCUGUUCAAAACGUAUUGUGUUCAUUCUAUGUGCAGUAUUUGUUUUGCAUUUUGUUUGUAUGUAAUUAUUGAAAAAUGGUUUAAUGACUAAGUGUUCUAUCAUCAUCAAUUAAUUAAUAGCUGAUUGUUUAUUGUAUGUACUCAGUGUUUGGGUCUGUGUGUGUUGAGGAAGUCAAGAAAGAAAAACAGCAUGGCAAUGACAAGUCAUCGCCUCAAUUGAGAGACGGACUACAAAGAACCCCGUCAUUUGUCAUUGUACAUGAACCAUUGUAUGGAAAUGCCGGUGAUUUCACGUUGAAGAUUCGGUCUAUACAAAUCCAGGAGCUUCGAGUCUUUACUUUACAAAGUAAAAAAGACCCCACAGAUAUAUUCAGGAAUUUCUACUCUCUGGACAAGGGACUUAAAUACGAAACGUCCGCUGCUCGAAUUGAGGUCAAUUUACCAAAGAACCGAUACAGAAAUAUGUGUCCAUAUGACAAAAAUAGGGUUGUUCUACCUGCUAUUGGCGAAGAAGUAGAAUCCGAUUUUAUCAACGCCAGUUUUAUUGAUGGCUAUGGCAAAAGAAAGAAAUACAUCGCAGCGCAAGGCCCGUUACAAAGAACAAUACCAGAUAUUUGGCGCAUGAUUAUGGCAGAAAAUAUAAAAGCUGUAGCAAUGGUCACAAAUACAAUUGAAGAGGGAAAGCGAAAGUGCCUCCAGUACUGGCUUGAAGAUACGCGCAACACUUGCAAGCAUGGACAUUUCAAUCUAUCAUUGAUUGAACAAGAGGACUACGCCGAAUUCGUAAUAAAAAAAAACUACAAUGCGUCCAUGUAA